This is a messenger RNA of Pseudopipra pipra, 952 nucleotides long. It is a transcript of the gene MGST2, whose product is annotated as microsomal glutathione S-transferase 2. The transcript has 5 exons. The coding region runs from base 397 to 840 and encodes 147 amino acids. Lineage: Eukaryota; Metazoa; Chordata; Aves; Passeriformes; Pipridae. The record is from RefSeq and is a predicted model, not a curated record. Gene Ontology annotation, cellular component: nuclear envelope; membrane; endoplasmic reticulum. Gene Ontology annotation, biological process: leukotriene biosynthetic process. Gene Ontology annotation, molecular function: enzyme activator activity; glutathione transferase activity; leukotriene-C4 synthase activity.
UGCUGCUCUCAAGUGGCACUGCGAGUGAUGGAGGCAGCCCGCGCCGUACCAGGGGCUCUACAAACGCAGAACAAAGGGGCUUCGCCCCCAAAGAGAUCGCAACUGAAAUCUAAGGCAUAAAGGAACAGCUGAAUCCACAGAGGCAGGGGAGUCUGGUUUUGUUCUCGCCGCGCUUUCGCACAGGCAAGAAGCAGGCAGGGCUGAACUUUUGCAGGAAGAAAAAAAUGGUCAUAAUUUUGCACUCUUGUUUUUAAAACUAGUCUGUUUUGUUUCCAGGGCAGACCUUUGUCGCAGUGCUGAAAAGAACUCUAAUUCUCCCACCUGUUGUUUUUCCCCAUUGCUCACUCAGGCUCUCCCAUACAUACAUCCUGUUUGCACACGGAAACUGCUGGGAACAUGGCUGGUGAUUUUAUUUUGCUUGCGGCUGUCUCUCUUCUUUCCGCCUUCCAGCAAUGUUAUUUUGCUUGGCUGGUGGGGAAAUCAAGAAUGAAGCACAAGGUCAUGCCCCCAGCUGUCACUGGAGCUCCAGAAUUUGACAGAAUGUUUCGUGCACAACAAAACUGUGUGGAGUUUUACCCAGUAUUUCUGGUUGGCCUCUGGACUGCAGGAUGGUUUUUUAAUCAAGAAUUAGCUUCCUUUCUGGGUGUGUUGUACGUGUUUGCCCGCUACAAGUACUUCCAUGGUUACGUCCAGUCUGUGAAAGGAAGGUUAACAGGCUUUUAUUUGAAUUUGAUAGUUCUAAUUUGCUUGAUAGCCCUGGGUGCAGCUGGGAUUGUUAGCAGCUUUCUGGAUGAAUACCUGGACUUCAGCAUUAUGAAGAAAGUCCGUAAAUUGCUCUGAAGACUGACUGUCUUUUUGAGAAAUAAAUAAAUAAAUAACGUGGAUGCCUGCCCUGGACACCAAAAAGAUGAUAAGCUGCAUGUGAAUAAAGCAUCAGAGCUCUUUACUAACA